Molecule: messenger RNA, 3156 nt
Organism: Podarcis muralis (Common wall lizard)
Lineage: Eukaryota; Metazoa; Chordata; Lepidosauria; Squamata; Lacertidae
Gene: TMEM53
Product: transmembrane protein 53
Source: RefSeq, a predicted model, not a curated record
UCCUGAUUCGUCAGGCGAGUCGAAUUGGGCGGGCAUUUCCGGCGGGGCUGAGGCGGAAGCGGCAGUUCUGAGGUAGCCGCCGUAGGGAUGGGGUCGAAGGAGUUGGGGUGCGUAGUGGAGCUGCCCCCGACCCCGCGGGAGAGAAAUGCUGAGUCCGGUGCUGCAAAGAGAAGUAAAGGCAAUCUGCCCGUGGUGAUACUGCUUGGGUGGGCUGGCUGCAAGGAUAGGUACCUGCAGAAAUACAGCACCAUCUACCUUCAGGAGGGAUGUGUAGUGAUCCGCUAUACGGCUCCUUGGAGAUUGAUUUUCUUUUCAGAAUCCUUGGGUAUAAAUUCCUUGCAGAACUUGGCAAAGAAGCUGCUGGAGCUCCUCUUUGACUACAAAGUAGAGACGAAGCCCCUGCUCUUUCAUGUCUUCAGCAAUGGAGGUGUCAUGCUGUACCGCUACAUUGUGGAGCUUCUUCACACUCACCAGCAGUUCCAGCAUCUAAGGGUGGUGGGUACUGUGUUUGACAGUGCUCCUGGCAGGAAGAAUCUGCGGGGUGCGCUUGGUGCCCUCUCAGUUGUCCUAUCGUCAUACAAUGUAUGUGUUAAGUAUGCCCUUUUACUGACAUUUGCAGUUCUGGUGGUGACAUGGCGGAUGGUACUGUAUCCUGUGACCCGCUUUGUACAUGAGAGCCACUAUGAUGCCAUGUCGAAGCAACUCUCUAGAUGGCCUGAGCUAUACCUCUACUCCAAGGUGGAUUCUGUUAUUCAAGCAAGUGAUGUGGAGAAUAUGAUAGAGGCUCGGAAGCAGCAUCAGGUCCUUGUUAAGGCUGUGGACUUUGUGGACACUGAUCACGUCAGCCACCUGCGAGCAUAUCCCACCUUAUACACAACUCAUUGCACCUCCUUUAUGUACAAUUGCAUUGGGAGCACUUAGGCUCACUUGGUGGCUGAUGUGAAGGUAUUAGUAUCUGCCUGUUCUCCCACUAAUAUUAUACUCUAGUCUAAACCGUUCAUCAUUGCUUUUGAUAAAAUUCUGUAUUUCUCUGAACCUGAAUGUCUGAAAUUGUCAUAUAGCUGAGUAGCAGAGAGUGGGACUGUAGGAUAAAUAUUUUGCAAUAUAUUCAUUCUUCUUGACUUUGGCUCAUGGGCUUUGGAAAGUACUCUAAUAGGCUGUGUGUUAUCUGUGCAUUUAAACAUGCACAAUUGUGAGCUAAGAAAAACAAAAUUCUGCAACUUUUAUUUAAGUAUACACAUUUGCAUACACUCAUUUGGUAUACAGUGUAUACAGUGGACCCUCUGGAUACGAACUUAAUUCGUUCUGGGGGUCCUUAUGUACCCCGAAAAGUCCGCAACAUGAGGCGCCGCUUCUGCGCACAUGCACAGUGCAAUAGAGCACUUCUGUGUGCAGUGUGCAGAGCACUUCUGUGCAUGCAUGAAGUGCGUAGAGCAUUUUUGUGCAUGCGCGUGCAGCGGGUUUGCAACCCAAAAGUUACGUUACCUGAAGGUAACGUAACCCAAGGGUCCACUGUAUUUUAUCCUGCUUCUCCUGAUCGUGGGGAACAAGGACCUGUACUGGGUGCUGAAGCCCGUCCCUAACUAUUUGAAAUCUUAUAUAGCUUCCUGUUUGGUUUCUGAGAUUUUAGUAAGCACUGGCUCUCAAAUGUACCUGUGGCUGAUAUUAAAUUCUGUGUUUUUGAUGUAUGUAGAAUUUAAAUGUAAAACCCUGCCGAUGUUCAUUUCAUCUUUCCAUCAACUUCUUCCACCUCUUCAAGGUUUCACCUUGUGAAGCAAAAUCAGUUCCUUUCUGUGCUGCUGUAUACAACUCUGCAGUUAGUUGAUCCACCACCAUCUCUGGGCUGCUUUUCUCCCUCUUAUACUUGCCUUGUGGCCAAGUACUUUUUAGCUGAGGACAGGAGGAGGCUUCUUGUGAGUUAAAGCCAGGCUAGUGACUUCAUAUUAUCAACUAAGCUAUAAACUAUAGCACAGAAUUAAAAGGACAUAUCUAAAGUUGUGCAUAUCUCUUUUCUGGAUCUGUCUUCUGCAUUGCAUUUAUGAAAUCACACUCUUUUAUUCCAUAUUGAUCCAGGAAAACUUGCUAUAACUUUGGUAACAGUACGGAGGAGGGGUGGUGAAACAUUCUUUGCUGUCUUGUCUUGUGAGUACAGAGGUGGCUAGAAAGUUUUCUAGUAUCUAAUCCAUUUUACAUUAAUUUGAUCAUGUGUCCAUUGUUGAAAUUCUUAAAAUAGUGAAGGGUAUUCACUGAAGUUCUAGCCGAGCUGCUGUAGCUAAUUACUAUGUUUCAAAUGGGUGGGUUUACCCAUCUUGCUGUCAGUUUCCAUGUGUCUCCCCUAUCAAUGGGUCAAUAGCUCAGGGUAUUUUGCCCCCAGUUCAUAACUGUGUACUGGGGAAAUAACUGGAGAGGAAAACAUGUUGCUGUUUGAUAUGUACUAAAGUGUUAAGAUGAUAACAAGCUAGGUGACUCAGAAAUAAUAGGUGAUUAGAUCUAAACCUUUAGUGAGACUCCUGAAGAAUAAGGGUUUUAAAGCCUUAAAUAUAAAUAGUCCCUCAGUUGCCCUAGCUGCAGAUGUGGUAUUAGGAGAUUUUAAGGCUUCUCUCAAAUAGAUUUUACAGGUAGUGCAUUCAUACUUUAUCUGUUAAUAACAAAAACCCUAUAUUGCCACCUUUGUUGAAUGCAAUUCAUUUUACUGCUGCUUUCCCACAAUAUUGUCACAGAGUGGAAGAACUGAGCUGUUUGCACACGUAUAGAAAAAGAGACUGAAAUCUAAUUCCAGGAAUCACACUGUAGCCUUUAAUUAAAAAUAUGGCUUUCUAAUGUUUGCAGAUGCAUUUAUGCUGAAUAAUACAAAAUGGGCAUCAUGGUGUUGUGUUUUAAUGUCUUAUUCGUUCUGAUACACUGGAUGUCAGAUUUGGACUUCAACCAGAUGGACUUUAGUUCAUGUGCUUACAGAGCAAACCAGUUCAUUUUUUGCCCUGAAAUAGGAGUUAAGUCCUGUUGAAGUUACUAAGAUUGAAGUUACUAGGAUUGUAGCCUCAACUGUGAAAAUCUCUGUGUAACUUUGGGCCAGUCACAACAUUUUUGUCUAACCUACCUCACAGGGUUGUUGUGAGGACAGAAUAAGAUAACUUAUGAAGAUCUUUCUAAAUUGUA